CUUUUGCGCUGCUGAUCCUGUCAUCCCGAACCAGCCCGCGCUAGCCUGCCUCGGGCUGGCGGCCACGCGUGAUUGGCGCACAUGGCCGCCUAACGGGCUAGCGCACGCGGGUGAGUGAAUGGAGCCCCUGGCCGGCCAAGGCCCCAGCCAGAAAAGUUGAGCGAGAAGUGUUCCUGGUUCCUGACCGACCCAGCGAGUGCGCAGCCCAGCCGCAGUCCUGUCCCUCUGCCGCCGCCAACGGCACGGAUUCGUGCCCUGCUGCUGGCUGGCUGGCUGGCCGCUUGCUUGCUUGCUUGCUGACCCACGCCGCCCCUAUAUCUACUCAGCCCUCCCCCAUUCCCCGCCUGCCUUCCACCUCUGCUCCCAAGUGCUACCUCCUUCCUGUCCGUCCGUCAGUCACCGUGUGCUUCGCGCUCCUUCACUUGGGCAUUCGCUCGUUCCAUUCAUUGUCUAUCCUUAGACCACACUCUCAUUCAUCUUACCCAGCGACAGCCCUGGUCGGCACAUUCUGCGACUCCACCAUCCAAUACCCAACCAAAUCACUGACAUGCCUUCCAACAUGAAGAUCAGCCUUCUCGCCUUGGCCGGUUCCGUGGCUGCCGUUCCCCAUGUUCACAACCACAUGCACCCUCGUCACGACAAGUACCAGUACAACUGGGCUCCCGGUGUCAAUGCCACUGCCCCAGCUCCCUCUGGAUCCGGCGUCGGCGGCGGCCAGACCACCACCAUUGAUGCCACCUCCACCUCCACCACCACCGUCGUGAGCACCGUCGUUAUCCCCAGGCCUAGCGAUGCCGCUGUCGCCGAUGCUUCUGGAGCUGGCGAUGUGUGCGGUCCCCCAACCGUCUAUGUCACUGCCACCGAGCAGGUCACAGUCACCGUUCCCGCCGGUGGCCUCCCCAGCAGCAGCAGCGCUGCCCCCUCCAGCGAUGAAGGUGUCAUGUCCAUCCUCCCCGUGACCUCUUCCUCCAGCGUCAUCAUCGUCUCCUCCACCAAGCCUGCUGAGGGCAUCCCCACCAAGGUCGUCGAGUCCUCCUCCUCCAAGCCUUCCUCCACCCAGGCCCCUGUUGUCGAGAAGCCUUCAUCCUCCAAGGUCGUAGAGAAGCCCACUUCCUCCAAGGUUCCCGAGGUUGCCCCUCCCGCUUCCUCCGCUGCUCCCAGCGCUAAGCCCAGCUCUUCUUCUGCUGUCCCCAGCGUCAAGCCCAGCUCUUCCGCGGCUCCCAGUGUUGUGAAGCCUAGCUCCUCCUCCUCUGCCCCCAGCUCUAAGCCCUCUUCUGGCGGCGGCGGCUACACUGGUUCCAAGCGUGGUAUCUGCUACAGGUGGGACGGUGCUGCUGAUGCCAAGUCGAUCGGUUCCCAAUUCAAGCCCGGUUUCGCAUGGAACUGGGAGUCCGACUCUCGUGGUGAUAUCGGAGCUACCCAGUUCAUCCCUACCCUCCGCACCAGCGCCGAAACCAACACCAAGGACUGGUUUGUCAACGCUCAAAAGGCCAUCGACGCCGGCUCCAAGGUCGUCUUCGGCUUCAACGAGCCUGACAAGGAGGACCAGUCUCACAUGGAACCCGGCGUGGCUUGCACGCAAUGGCAGAAGUGGUUGAACCCCAUCAAGGAGAAGAACCCCAACAUCGAACUCGUCGGUCCCUCCGUCAGCAGCCAAGCUCAGACGGGCUUCGGUCUUGAUUGGCUCAAGACUUUCAAGUCCACUUGCAGCCAAGCCCUCUUCGACUCGGUCAACAUCCACUGGUACGGUUACGGCACUGCCGGCUUCAAGGAGUUCAAGGACCACAUCGACGAGGCUGUCAAGACUUACGGCCGUGUUUGGGUCACCGAGUUCGGUCUCGCCGAACAGAGCAUGGCCGCAUCCACCGAGUUCCUCAACAAGGCUCUGCCUUACCUCGACAGCCUCAACGAGUGCGCCGGUUACUCGUACUUCGCUGUUGGCAACUUCGACCAGAAGUUCAACAUGCUUGGUUCCGGCAGCGCCCUCUCCGAGACUGGUAAGAUCUACGUUUCCAAAUAG
Molecule: messenger RNA, 2020 nt
Organism: Periconia digitata
Lineage: Eukaryota; Fungi; Ascomycota; Dothideomycetes; Pleosporales; Periconiaceae
Source: the annotation of a GenBank genome assembly